This is a messenger RNA of Fusarium pseudograminearum CS3096, 1581 nucleotides long. RefSeq lists its product as uncharacterized. The transcript is spliced from 8 exons. The record is from RefSeq and is a predicted model, not a curated record. NCBI's taxonomy places the organism in Eukaryota, Fungi, Ascomycota, Sordariomycetes, Hypocreales, Nectriaceae. Bases 1 to 1581 code for a protein of 526 amino acids.
AUGGCAGAUAAGCUCAAUCUAGUCACUUCUACUGCAGAGCAGCUCCAGAGGCUGCUGGGUGCGGGUGCCCUGAAUUCUCGCGACCUUGUCGAGGCAUGCCUUGAUCAAAUUGAGAGACACAACUGCAAAGGCCUGAACCUUCGCGCUGUUGUACAGGCCGCUCCACGUGAUUUAGCCGUUGAACAGGCCAAAGCCCUCGAUGUUGAACGAGCUAACAGUGGACCACGAGGGCCUCUUCAUGGCAUUCCAGUUCUAGUCAAGGACCACUUUGCGACUCAUCCGUCUCUCGGCAUGGGUACCACUUGCGGCACCGCGGCCCUUCGUGAUGCACGACCGAUUAGGAAUGCUGUUGUCGUUGACAAACUCAUCGAAGCCGGACUUAUUGUGAUUGGAAAGGCCAGCCUUUCGGAAUUGUGCCUACUCAAAGCAACCCCACCAAACACUGGGGGUUGGUGUUCUGCCUCUAGCCAAGGUCAAUCGCCUUAUGUUCGAGGGGGUGUUACCCCCGACGCCAAAUACCUCGGCCACAGUACACCAUGCGGAUCCUCCUCUGGAAGCGCCAUCGGCAUUGCGGCGGGCUUCGCUCCCAUCAGUAUCGGUACUGAAACCGACGGUUCGAUUGUUUAUCCCGCCACACGUGCUGGUCUGUAUGCCAUUAAACCAAACAUCGGAGCUGUUCCUCUCGAAGGCGCAAUGCCAGUGAACAGUAAUUAUGACACCCAUGGAGGAAUGGCCAAGUCGCCCUCAGACCUUGCCCAUCUGCUUGAGGUCAUGACAGGACGUCCGGGGCUCGGAGCCGAUCUUCCCAACACAUGGAAGGGAAUAAAGGUUGGGUACCUCGACUUCAAGGAGUGGCGGCUCACACCUAAUGAAACGGAGGAAUCGGAGGCUUUCGAUAAUGAUGUCGUAAACACUUCACUCUAUUUUAUACCUAAAAAAUUGGCUUACGAGAUCAAGUUCCCUGCAUUCGAACAAGCCCUGACCACUAUCAAGGCUAAUGGGGCCGAGGUUAAGGGGCCAUUGAAGCUUCUAACAGUUGAAGAAAUCGCAGAGAUGCCAAAUGGUGCAGACUUUGAUUCUAUCGCCAAUGACGGUUGGAGAGAUUCCUUUGAUGAAUGGCUAAAGGACUGGUUUGAGUACACUCCCAUUCAAGACAUGAAAGAUCUUGUCAAAUGGCAUAAGGACCACGCAGAUGAGUGUCUCCCUGCAGACCACCCUUCCCAAGCCUAUCUUGAGUUCCACGCCUUUGAGGCAAAGCCUGAUCCCGAAUUCCCCAAGAAACACGAAUUCGUUCGCAGUCGUGCCAAACAGGCAAUUGACCAACUUUUCCAGUCUCAUGACUUAGAUGUCCUCAUAGGCAAUGGGGAUGGAAGAAUGACAGCUAUUGCAUCGGCUGCCGGGUAUGCAGUUGGUUCCGCCCCUCUUGGCUACGCCGAGACAUUUAAUGGCAGAGCCUUUGGUAUAAACCUGAUCACCGGAGUUGGAGGCGAGCGCAAGAUGUUAGAAGUCAUGAACGUUUGGGAAAAAACGUUUCCUGAAGGAAGGAAGGCACCGCCAGCACUUGAUGAGAAGUCAUUUUAA